This is a messenger RNA of Mytilus trossulus (common blue mussel), 1726 nucleotides long. Its product is annotated as organic cation transporter protein-like. NCBI's taxonomy places the organism in Eukaryota, Metazoa, Mollusca, Bivalvia, Mytilida, Mytilidae. Gene Ontology annotation, molecular function: transmembrane transporter activity. The transcript is spliced from 10 exons. Bases 38 to 1693 code for a protein of 551 amino acids. Gene Ontology annotation, biological process: transmembrane transport. Gene Ontology annotation, cellular component: membrane. The record is from RefSeq and is a predicted model, not a curated record.
UAUAACGUCGGUUUAUUAUUAAACAUGAAAAGUUGAUAUGAAGUUUGACGACAUUUUAACACAAAUUGGAGCAUUCGGACCGUACCAGAAAAGGAAUUAUGUACUUCUACUAAUUGGCUGGACCCUUACCGGACCAUUUAUUACGCUUUCUGUGUUUGUAAGUGGAGUUCCUGAUCAUAGAUGUAGAAUACCUGGCUUCGAAAACGAUACAUAUGCAAUUCAAGGACCGGAACAUCAACGACUGGUUGAUGAAUUCAUUCCACCAUCAACAAAUGACAACCAGGUGUAUGACCAGUGUCACGUGUACAACAUUAACCAAUCAAAUACAGUUUUCGAUAACUGUAGUCAUCCCCUCAAUGCUACUAUAUCGGAAUGUAGAUCAUGGGUGUACAAUAAACUAGUAUUUGAUGACACAUUCGUAAUGAAAGAAAAUUUAGUAUGUGGAAACAAAUACAAAGUUUCCUUGUCAAAAACUAUUUUCUUUGCUGGAAUCCUGUUAGGAUCAAUAGUGUUUGGAGUUAUUUCUGAUGUUUUAGGCAGGAAGAACACUUUAUUGGUGUCUGUGUUACUUAUGUUUUCAUCCGGAAUGUCUCUAGCCUGGUCAGUUAACUACCUGAUGUUUGUUAUUCUACGCUUUUGUAAUGGUAUGUCAACUGUCGGAGUCUUUAUCACAGUUUAUGUUCUCGCUAUGGAAUGGGUUGGACCUUCUAAAAGAACAUUUGCUGGACUGAUGAUGGGCUUUCUUGGAACAGUAGGAACUCUGAUAUUCAUACUCGUUUCGUACUACGUUAGACGAUGGAACUUGAUCAUUAUUUCAUUUGCUGCCCCUGUUGGUGUAUUCCUCGCUCUGUGUUGGUUUAUACCCGAGUCUCCAAGAUGGUUGUGUGGAAAAGGUAGAAAAAAGGAAGCAGCAGCGCUUCUUCAGCACGCUGCUUCCAUUAACGGGACAGAAUUUUCAGAAAAACAUAUGGAAGAAAUACCAUUAGAAAAGAAAGAAGCGGGAAAACCAUGGCUUCUAUUUUCAAAUAAAACUUUGGGUUGUCGUACUGUUGUGAUAUUUUAUAAUUGGAUGGUAGUCAGUAUGGUAUUCUUUGGUUUGUCGCUCAAUACUGGAAUAUUGUAUGGAGAUUACUAUAUUAACUUUCUGUUGGCCACUCUUAUGGAAUUCCCAGGGAGUGCUUUGCCUAUUUUCAUGAUAGACAGAAUUGGAAGAAAAAAGAGUUACAUUAUCUAUAUGACUGUAGGAGGGUUUUCCUGCCUCAGUACAAUAUUCACAGUUAAUUAUGGCGGGAAAGAACUGCAAUAUUUAACAACAGCAUUAGCUUUAGUAGGAAAAUUAUUUUCAACUGCAGCAUUUGCAACAAUAUACGUCAUUUCCGCUGAAGUUUUCCCCACUGCCAUACGUAAUACAGGAAUGGGAUUAAGCUCGUGUUGGGCACGUGUUGGAGGAAUGAUCUCACCUUUCAUAGCUGAUACAGCUGGCCUGAUAGGUGGCACCACUGGUACUGCUAUACCAUUGGUUAUAUUUGGAGGUUCAUGUUUAGUAGCAGCAUGUAUGACGUUACUACUUCCGGAGACACUAAACCAACAUCUGCCAGAGAGCAUAGAAGAUGGGAAGAAUUUUGGAAAGGAAUCAAACAAGAAGAUACAAGAGGAAAUUAUUGUGAAAACAGAGGAAACUGUGACACAGUAAACGUGCUCGGAGUCGGUCUUAGCUUCAAGUUAA